Messenger RNA from Pseudophryne corroboree (corroboree frog), 1212 nucleotides. RefSeq names its product olfactory receptor 5AC2-like. The record is from RefSeq and is a predicted model, not a curated record. Gene Ontology annotation, cellular component: membrane. Gene Ontology annotation, molecular function: olfactory receptor activity; G protein-coupled receptor activity; odorant binding. The transcript is spliced from 3 exons. Gene Ontology annotation, biological process: detection of chemical stimulus involved in sensory perception of smell; G protein-coupled receptor signaling pathway. Lineage: Eukaryota; Metazoa; Chordata; Amphibia; Anura; Myobatrachidae. Bases 1 to 1212 code for a protein of 403 amino acids.
AUGUCUCUGAUGGAAUAUGAGGCAGGAAUGAAGGGGGAAAACCUGUCUGGGUUCAGUCCGUCUUUUGUGUUCCUGGGACUGUUGGACAUUGAGAAUUAUAGAUACCUAUACUUUGUCUUAGCCCUCAGCCUGUAUAUAAUCACCAUGUUGCUCUGCGGCCUGAUUGUGUAUGUAAUCUGGGCUGAGGAAAGUCUCCAUGAGCCAAUGUAUAUUUUCAUAGGUAACCUGAUUCUCAAUGGUGCGUGUGGAAACACAAUUAUCUUCCCCCAAUUUAUAAUGAACCUGCUGUUGGGAUCCUCCACAAUCUCAUUUCCGCAGUGUCUCGCACAGAUAUUCUGUGUCCAGAGCUUUUCUACGGUUGAAAUAUUCACGUUUACCACCAUGGCCUAUGACCGGUAUUUGGCCGUGGCUAACCCCCUGAGAUACUCUUCCUUGAUGACAAAUGUAAAAGCUCUGACAUAUAUAUUUAUCAUUUGGAUCGUUGUCUUUAUACUGGUCCUGGUUCCUGUGAUACUGACGGCAAAGCUCCAGUUCUGUGGGGUGAAUAUUAAUAAAAUUUUCUGUGACAAUAUGUCCCUGGUCAGAUUGGCCUGCGGAAGUUCCUCAGUGAAUGACAUCUUUGGACUUAUUGAAACAUUAUUUGUCAUUUUGUCUGCCAUAAUAGUUAUUAUAUACUGCUAUAUGAGGACGCUGCUGAUCUGCCUGAAGGUCUCCGGAGCAGCUUCUCUGAAAGCCGCCCAUACGCUGGUGACCCACAUAGUCACAUUCUCUGUAUUUAUGACAGCAUCACUAUUCGUCUUUCUAAGGUACAGACUGAAUGGUGGCGCAGUGUCUGUCACCGCUCAUGUGAUACUGUCCAUCACCGGACUUCUCACGUCUGUCAUUGUGAACCCGAUUGUGUAUGGGGUAAGGACGGAGGCUCUAAAGCUAAAACUAAUCCAUAAUAUAAAGGAAAUGCACAUACUGAAGAGACUUUCUGAGCCAAAAUGGGAUGACUUCAAGUGCCGGUUGAAAGGAAAGAUAUCUGCACGGUGGCGCCAUGCGAGAGGAACAGCUGGGGGCAGACUUCCUGAGAGUCUGGAGUACUCCACCUUGGUGGAGCUUGCCUUGGGCUGUGUGGCCGAUGAGAAGGUGGCAGACGUGUCCGAGAUGGAAACAGACAUGCCUGCAUUUGAAGCUCUGCAUGCCAAGCCAUCUGAGAACAACAGAUGA